Molecule: messenger RNA, 2076 nt
Organism: Pseudovirgaria hyperparasitica
Lineage: Eukaryota; Fungi; Ascomycota; Dothideomycetes; Acrospermales; Acrospermaceae
Product: FAD/NAD(P)-binding domain-containing protein
Exons: 2
Coding region: 1-2076 (691 amino acids)
Molecular function (GO): flavin adenine dinucleotide binding; oxidoreductase activity, acting on CH-OH group of donors
Source: RefSeq, a predicted model, not a curated record
AUGAGUUUCUUCGCGUCGCUUUCUAUAUCCUUCUUCUUCUCCUUCUUGGCACGAGCUCUUGCGCAGCCGGCAUCUUCGUGUCUAGGACAUGCAGUCUCCAGUCCGAUCGGGGCAUCUCCAACGACUACUACAGUCCCCACACCCUCACCAACGGCACACGCGACUGUUCCAGUCUCCGACUCCUCGUAUGACUAUAUCGUAGCGGGCGCUGGGCCAGCGGGAAUCAUCGUCGCCGAAAGACUUGCAGAAAGUGGCGCGGAGGUCCUACUGAUCGAAAGAGGGCAUGCGUCGACAUAUGUCUCCGGGGGCAGAGCCGUGGUGCCCUGGAACAGUACCGUCACUCGGUACGAUGUACCUGCCUACGCUGAUCACCUGAGCAGCAUGUCCGACAGGAGUGCAUACUGCGAGGAUACUGCGUCUCAAGCUGGGUGUAUUCUUGGUGGUGGGAGUAUGGUUGAUGCUAUGAUGUUUGUCAAGCCCCAGGCGCGAGACUUUGACGAUAACUGGCCCGAUUCCUGGAAGUGGAAGGAUGUCAAAGGGGCCGCUGACCGGCUCUACACGCGUAGUCCUGGAACGAGUCUGGCGUCAAUGGACGGGGAAAGGUAUGACCAGGGAGGGUUUGAUAUAGUGUCGACGUUUCUGUCGAGGAAUGGAUUUGCGGAACGUAAUGCUUUGUUGGAGCCGGAUGCGAAAUACGAGACGUAUUCAUAUCCGCCAUGGAAUAUCCAGAAUGGCAGGCGUGGUGGUCCUGUGGUGACGUACUUGCCGAUUGCUCAGAAGUUGCCCAACUUCCACUUGAGCCUCAACACGAAAGUUGUCCGCGCCGUGAGAAGUGGCUCGGCGGUUACUGGCGUUGAAGUGGAGACCAGCAGUGGCAGACAUAUCAUCAACGUCAAGUCCAACGGGAAAGUGAUCCUGUCUGCAGGAGCGCUAUCAACACCGCGGAUUCUUUUCAACAGCGGUAUCGGACCGUCUGAUCAGAUCCAGAUUGUUGCGUCCGGGAGUAGUCGUGUCCCCCUACCCCCGACAGAGCAAUGGAUCAAUCUCCCUGUCGGACAGGGGCUCAAGGACCACCCAGUCUUCACACUCAAGUUCUCCACCAAGAAUACAACGACAGCUCUUGCGCCAACUGCCUUUACCAAUCCCAGCCUCCACGACAUAGACCUCUUCGCCCAAGGCGCCGGUCUCCUCUCCCAAAGCAGCCAACGUCUCGCCUUCUGGACCUCCGUAAACACAACAUCCGGAAGCCAGAAGUUUAUCCAGGGGACAUGCAGCAUGCCCUCAAACAACACCAUCGAAAUGAAAAUCUCCCUCACACACGGCCUCUCAUCCGUCGGCUCACUCGGCAUCACCAGCGCCGGCGCGACCGAAUUCACAGCCACGCCAUGGCUGAACACCGCGGACGACAAAGAAGCCGUCUCCCUCUUCCUCGACAACCUCCUCGCCUACAGCAGAUCCGACGCCUCCACCCUCACACUCCAAACCGCCUCCGAUCCAAGCACAGUCACCAGCGCAGACCUCAUCACCGAAUACGUCUCCGGCUCACACUUCGUCGGCACCGCCAAAAUGGGCCCCGACGACGGCCGCGCAAACGGCACGGCCGUCGUCGACCUGGACACCAGGGUCUACGGUACAGACAACCUCUUCGUCGUCGACGCGUCCUUCCAUCCAGACCUGCCGACAGGCGACACCCAGGCCAUCGUCAUGCUCGCAGCCGAAGCUGCAGCCGCGAGGAUCCUGGCACUUGGCGGCAGUUCAACGCCAGUGGUUCCAGCAAUCUCCAAUCCAACCGUCUCACCCAUCUCUACUCCCAACCCCGUAGCUCCUAACCCACCCUCCUCCCCCAACGCCAACAACGGCGCGCCCGGAGAUCAAGCGAGGACAUCGCCCGAACUAGUAACACAAGAUCCAGACCGCAGACCGAAUGCCGUGAAGCGCAGCGUGAACGGCUACGAGGAGGCGUACAAGUCGAGGCGGCCGGUGUCGUUGGAUGUGGUCGAGGACGAGGAUAUGGUGGAGAGGCGGAUUCAGUGGGAGAGGGCGAGUUUUCUGGAUAGCUACUACCGGGAUUUUUAG